Molecule: messenger RNA, 234 nt
Organism: Pyricularia oryzae 70-15
Lineage: Eukaryota; Fungi; Ascomycota; Sordariomycetes; Magnaporthales; Pyriculariaceae
Exons: 3
Coding region: 1-234 (77 amino acids)
Source: RefSeq, a predicted model, not a curated record
AUGGGUGUUCUCCGUGUUGAUUGCUCAGGAAGCAGCGGAGAGGGACGCAAAAAGCACAUCGUGCGCGCAAUUGAUCUCCGGCCAAAGGGACGGAAAGUUGUCGGAGGUGGGCAGGCUGCCUCUGGUGUAGUCUGUCUGUCAAGUAAUACCGGUAGGCCAUUCCUACAGACCGAGGCGGCCUAUUUCUGGGGGCAAUUUCCCCUGCGAACGACUGCAGGCGGCAAGGUGGAGUGA